Cyprinodon tularosa is the source of this 2148-nucleotide messenger RNA. RefSeq names its product sodium- and chloride-dependent betaine transporter-like. The record is from RefSeq and is a predicted model, not a curated record. Gene Ontology annotation, biological process: sodium ion transmembrane transport. Lineage: Eukaryota; Metazoa; Chordata; Actinopteri; Cyprinodontiformes; Cyprinodontidae. Bases 120 to 1910 code for a protein of 596 amino acids. Gene Ontology annotation, cellular component: membrane. The transcript has 12 exons.
UCCUGUAUUACAGAGAUAUAUCCACCUCCAGAGCGUGGAUCAUUCCAUUCAUAGAAAUAAUAGGCAGUUAGUGAGGAAGAUAAAAGUUUAAUUUAGAUUUUAGAAGGUAGAUAAACAAAAUGGAGGAAUCUAAAGAUCUUCCAAAGAGCAAACACAGAGAGAAAAGAGAAAAUCUUAGAAAAACAGGAGACAGAGGACAGUGGUUCAGUAAAGCUGAAUAUGUUCUGGUUGUUGCAGGAAGUAUUGUUGGUCUGGGAAAUGUAUGGAGGUUUCCCUACCUCUGCUACAGAAACGGGGGAGGUGCGUUCCUGGUGCCUUACGGCCUGUUAGCAGUUGUUUGUGGGAUUCCUCUGUUUCUGCUUGAGACUUCAGUUGGUCAGUUCACCCAGGAAGGAUUUAUCACAUGCUGGACAAAACUCUGUCCUCUAGCACAAGGAAUUGGAGUUGGACAGCUGAUGAUUUCACUUUGUUUCUUCAUCUACAUUUUGAUUGAAGCCUGGGCUCUCUUCUACCUCCUGUUCUCGUUUAGGUCCCAUCUUCCCUGGGCCAGCUGUAACAACACCUGGAACACAGCUAACUGCAUCGAUAUCAUGACCUCCACUUCUCCUAAUGUGACUACAAGUCAGACCAACUCUUCCUCUGCUGCAGCUGAGUUCUGGGAACGCCGGGUAUUAGGCAUGUCUGCAGGCAUUGAGGAGCUGGGUGCUGUGAGAUGGGAGCUCGCUGGUUGUCUUCUAGCCUGCUGGGUGUUGUGUUACUUCAGCAUCUGGAAAGGUGUCAGGUCCUCUGGAAAGAUUGCCUAUUUUACUGCCACAUUCCCCUAUGUGAUGCUCCUGGUAUUACUUAUCAGGGGUCUGACCUUACCUGGGGCAUGGCAAGGGAUCUACUAUUACCUACUUCCUGAUUUAAAACGGUUGGCUAAUCUGGAGGUCUGGAUAGAAGCAGGAUCCCAAAUCUUUUUCUCCUACAGCCUAACUGCAGGAACAAUUAAUGUCUUGGGAAGUUACAAUGAGUAUAAUAAUGACUGCUACAAAGACUGCUUUUGGCUCUGUCUGCUGAACAGUGGGACAAGUUUUGUUGCUGGAUUUGUCGUCUUCUCUGUAUUGGGAUUCAUGGCUCAGAAACAGGGUGUGACGGUUGACACAGUGGUGGAGUCAGGUCCAGGAUUGGCCUUCAUUGCUUACCCUCAGGCUGCAGCCAUGAUGCCUUUACCACAGUUCUGGAGCUUCUGCUUCUUUUUGAUGCUGAUUCUGCUUACAGUUGACACACAUGUAAGAUAUGAUGGUUGCUUGACUAUAUUCAUAAUAACUGAUAUACUUUUAAUGCUUAAUUUGCUUUGUUUCACCCCCAAGUUUGUCAUAGUGGAGAGUUUUAUCACCACUGUAACCGACUUGUUUCCAAAAUUGUUUCGUGUGCCAGUGAAGCAUGAGAUCUUUGUCCUUUUUAUCUGCUUAUCAAGUUUUCUGGUACAUCUGACUUUGGUAACCGAGGGUGGAAUUUACAUCUUCCAACUGAUAGAUUUUUACGGCUCCACCAGAGUUUGCCAGAAUUUUAUGGCAAUAUGUGAAUGUCUGGCUGUGGGUUGGAUAAUUGGUGCUGACCGUUUUUCUGAGACCAUUGAGGAUAUGACAGGGAAGAGACCUUCAGUUUUCUUUAAAGUAUGCUGGAAAUUUCUCAUUCCUCUCCUAUCAUUGGUUUCCCUCAUCUUGUAUCUGGUUGAUUACCAACACCUAAGGAUCAACGACUGGUAUGUUUACCCUGACUGGUCUUAUGCACUGGGGUGGAUCCUGACUCUGUCCUCUGUAGCCAUGGUGCCUCUUUGGGCAGUUGGACAGCUGUGCGUUACAACAGGAACCAUCAGACAGGUCAGGGGAAACAAAAGGAACACUGAAUCCAUAUAUACACAAUAAGAGAUUUCCUGAAACUUAAAACAAAAGAUAAUUUCUUGUUUUCUAGCAACUGUCCAUCCUUUGCUGUCCUGCUGAUAAUCUGAUCCCACAGAGAAAAGAAAGAGAUGAAACAAGAGGAGACAUGCUGGAACAUCUGCAGAUGUCUGAUGAAAUAUAACUCGCAAAAAAAGCAAACAUCGUGGGGAGCCCAGGGAGCAGUUUGGGGUUAAGGGUCUUGCUCAGGGACCCAGAGUGGCAG